AUGCUUAGGAUGGAAGAGGUAAACGCCGCCAACAAGUUCAGACCCACGCGGGCCUACCAGACACACAGAGAAGCAUACGACAAGAAGAACAGCACACCCGCUGCCUCUACGUCCAAGCCUGAUGAGACUACGCCAGCUCAGCAUGAAGCAGGUGACGGAAAGAGUCCCCUAGCAUCCAAGACACCGCCCGCCGCCUCCACGUCCAAGCCUGAUGAGACUACGCCAGCUCAGCAUGAAGCUGGUGACGGAAAGAACCCCCUAGCACCCAAGACACCGCCCCCUUCUACGCCGAAGCCUGGUGAGACUCCGACAACUGGGCAUAAAGCCGGCGACGGACAGGAACCCCCAGCAGAAUUCGAUGCAAGGAAGUCGCCGAUCACCACCACCGCGACCAUCACCACCGCAGCGCCCAUGUCAACUGCGGCCAAAAUCUCACCCGCAGCGCCCAUACCAACGGCAGCUAAUACCUCGACCGCAGUGCCUACUCUUACAGCAGCAUCAAAUGCCACAGCCAUCCCCGUCACAGCCGCCAUCCCCAUCACAGCCGCCAUCCCCAUCACAACCGCGACGCCUAUCACCACCGCGACGCCCAAUCCUACAGCGCCUAUACCAACCGCAGCUAAUACCUCAACCACAGCGCCUACUCUUACAGCAGCAUUAGAUGCCACAGCCAUCCCCAUCACAGCUGCCACCCCUAUCACAACCGCCACCCCCAUUACAUCUGCGACGCCCAUCACAUCCGCAACGCCUACUCCUACCGCAGCAUGUGCUGCUACUGCCACCCCUAUCACAGCCGCCACCCCCAUUACAACCGCGACGUCCAUCGCAACCGCGACGCCCGCUCCCACGGCAGCAUCUACUGCCACUGCCACCCCCAUUGGAACACUCGGCAUACAGGACGACUGGUCUCCUCCUCCGGACAGCGACGACCACGAAGAUUAUGGCGUCGCCAUCCCGUUCAGUCAGAGUAGCGCGCAGCCCCCAGAGCCUGAGUCCCGGAAAAGGGUGAAGCUGACCGUCGACCUCUCGCAGCCACCAAGCAAGUCGGACAUUGAGGCAAUGCAGAUCACCAGGGCAAAAGAGUUGGACCGCGCAUCCGAUUACAUCCUGAAGCUGACCCUCCGAAUGGACACAUGCCCACGGGCGGGGAUGCUACGUGACGUCGUUCAAAUGGCGGUGCAGCAGUAUCAAGAGUCCGACGGUGCCAUACCGCUGAUUUAUCUUCCGCUCGGACCGUGGCCUAUCAGCCUCGCCUCUAUGCUCGAGGUGUGCUACGCCAAGACGUGGCUGUCCGGCACGACUAUUGAUUUCCUUGUCGAGAAAUGCGGCAGUUUACGGGGGUACUUACCGGAGGUCGUGUAUGUCGCUACAAACCGUCCAGUAUACAUGGAAACCAUCGGCAAGUCAUCAUCUAACCCCGAGAUACGCCCCGAAAUCGCAUCACUUGUUCCGCAAUCAGUCUUCAUCAUCCCUGAGCUCGACGCCGCAGCGUCCAUCGUCUUCACUUGGAAUCCAACCAACAGCCAUUGGGUAGUGGUGCAGGCGCUAUGCAUGGAAUUUGGGGCGGGGCUCAUGCGCGUCUACGACACCGGACGUAGAUACCGAUCUACCUCUAUGUUCGAGCAGGAGCUCCGGCAAUUCCUUGCGCUGGUGGCGCUCUCUCACCCCCGGUCGAGAUUGGCGGACGUCGAUUGGAACACAGUGGCCAUUAGAUACGAGGACACAAUACAACAAGAGGCAGAUGACUGCGGAGUCUUCGCAGCGUGGAAUGUGAGGACAUUACUUCACAAUGACCAGCCCGCGAAGUCGGCCUCUAACGCUUUGAGCGUUGGCACGGCACUCCGCCGGGAGCUGUUCACCGAAGCACACAGCACUAUCAGCGGCCGUGAUCCUCCCUACUGCUCGAGCCAGGCUGCGCUCGAUGCGCACAUCGAGCAUCUAUCUGGCAACCACCACAACGAUGACAAGAGCAAGGACUCCGACGACAACGACCACAACGGUGACAAGAGCAAGGACCCCGACGACAACGACUACAAUGAUGACAAGAGCAAUGACCCCGAGGGCAACGACUAUGACAGUGACAGCAGCGACGGCUACGCUGAGCGCAUAUCCCAGUUUCAGACUUAUGUCCACCCAUCAUGGCAAGAUGAGCACGAUCUUUUGCUGAAAUCGUUCUCGGAAUUGCUGACUAAACCUGAGGCCUUGAAAGCGCUGUUAGGGGGGAGAAAGAACGGCGUACCUGGUCCUCGUCUGGCGCGAAGAUUCAAACGGCGAACAUUCGCGAGAGGGGUAACUCGCUGGGCCAGGUUGACCAACAUCGCAAGCAAAUACGUCAAUCACGUCAAAAGCGACGGUUCAGUUGUCAGUGGCAUAUAUCAAAAGGGUUGCGCGCGACUCCUGCCUGCAUUUCCAGGGCUUCAUGAACUCGAGGACAACACCACCAUCCGCGCCACCGCGACUCGUGCUAUCUUUGGCACAGAUCUCCAUGUUUGCGCUUCGCCGCCUGAUCCGACACGCACAUACGAUUUGGUGCUUCCAUGCUUCCGUCGCUCGGGCAGGCCACGGGACAGCAUCCGCUCCGACACCGAAGUCCUCGACAACGAAUCGGAAGAAGUCGAUGUACGCCUACAAGCGAUGUAUGAUCAAUGGGAACAAGUCUUCAACAACCACCCAAGACCCCACGACAAGAUGGACACGCAGGGAGCGCUAGCAAUGCAAGGAUUUAGGCCGGUCUGGAUCCGACUGGUAUUAGGGUUCAUCACAUCGACACUCCCAGUUCUCAGUGCAGCUGGACAUUCAGCGCGAGUGGCAAGCGUUUACGACACGAUGCGAAGGGUCAUUGACCAUGUUCAAGCUCUGGCGGGUCGGCGCAUCCGUGUCUUAUUCCUCUUUCCGGGCGUGGACGGACUGACAACUAACAACGGGUCAUGGCAAUACCUAGUCGACCGCUUUCCAGAAGUUUUGUUCUCUUUAACCGCUGUCGUGUCCCCGCAACUCGGAGCGCUCUACCCAUCGGUAUUCACUAAGAUCGGGCGUUCUGCUUGGACGCACAUUGACGUCGAGGAACUUUACUUUUGUUACAGCGAGAUGCUUCGCGGGUUCGACAACGCUAUACAGUUCCUUCAGUCUCCAAAGCCUACUCGCUUUAUCUCUUGGCUUACUGCUCUGCACGAAUCUUCGUCCAACGACAGUGAUUCUCCUCUAGUUCAACGUCUUCGCUUAGCGAAUAGCCUCUCCAAGUGA
Messenger RNA from Alternaria ethzedia, 3243 nucleotides. RefSeq lists its product as uncharacterized. The transcript has 2 exons. Lineage: Eukaryota; Fungi; Ascomycota; Dothideomycetes; Pleosporales; Pleosporaceae. The record is from RefSeq and is a predicted model, not a curated record. The coding region runs from base 1 to 3243 and encodes 1080 amino acids.